CAACAAAUAUUGAUCAGUAGAGCUGCUCCUCCUUCGUUUCGGUGGUCGGUCACGGGAUCAUGAUCUGACUCUUUGUAGUCUCUUCCGAUUCGGCAUGGCCACAUGAAAUUCCAAUUCCAACAUGUGUCUUGAAGUUAGUAUUUGACUCAUUUUCUCUUCUGUCUUCUCCAAAAUCUUCGAAACAGGUACAGGUACAGUUCCUGAAAUUGUUCUUGAGUAAGUAUUGGUAGCUGUAGCACUUCUACGCCUCCUAUACUCGACUUCUCUGAGUAGAGCAAGAUAGAAACUCGUGGUCUACGUAAGUUAAAUAUCUGCCGUACGUGUACUUUUAAACUGAAGAAAGAAGAACUGUUGUAGUUUGAUAGCAACCAUCUCCAUCCGAACCCCAGUUGUGUUCUGGAUUCUUGAUACAAAUUUUUACUACUCCAAGCAACCGCAACAGACCCAAUUGCAGGAACUACACACCUAGAUUGAUACUACCGCCGUACUUGCUGCACCAGCUACUUUCAUUGAUUCGUCUCCCGCCCGCUUCUAAAAUGACCGUCGUCUACGGUGUUCUUGAUGAAGCUGCAAAAACUUCUGGUCUUGUUCUUACGAAAGACGCAGCGUGUAGUACUUCUACAACUACUUCCUCCGCCGCUAGUACCAAUAAAACGGCGAAGAACUACACUACCAGUACCACCCCCACGGCCCCCACGACCCACACGACCCCGCCCCAGCUUCUGGAUUGGUGCGCCACCGCGGCGACGUUUCUGGGCCACAUCGCGCACCGCGAGACCCCCACCAACGCGGCCGCUGCCGCGGCGGAGGCCCACGGCGAGCCGCCGGGAUUGGGGGACUUCCUGUGUCAGUACGUCGAAGAAAAGGAACGACGGAAAGUAAAGCGUCAGCUAUCAAAUGUAAAAAUGUCUGGGUCUGGAAGAUUGCCAGGUUUGUCAUGCACAUUUUGCAUCAUGACUGCUGAUGCCUGUGAUGCAUGCCCUAGCGUCACAGAUUUUGUGAGGGCUUCCUGAUGCCUAUACCGCAUGACAAAUGGUGUUUCCGUGUAGCAAAACUUGGACUCUCUUUGCUGCUCAUGCAAUACAGAUUUGUUUAGAAUCCAAAAUCAGCAUGACAGACAAGUUGGAUUCUUCCAGAGGACCCAGACAUUUUUACAAAUGAUAUCAGCUUGAAAAAAACUACUCCACCCAGAACGUUCUUGUACAAGAACUACGAAGGCGGGACGGUCACGACCUACAAGCUGCCGCGUCACUACAGGCUGAAGCGAGUGUAGUUCUUGGGGUCGCGGCUAACAUCGAACAGGGAAGUCGUGCUGAGGCCCUCGGCGUGAGGACCCAUUGCAGUGAAGAACAAGAACCUUCGGCUCCUUCACCUACUUGCAGCUCUAGCGCAGCCUCUUCAACCGCAGGUGUGGAAAUAAGCAGGCCCUCGUCCUUGCAAGGGAUCUUGAAAAAAGACAGCAGUGGUGAACAACAUCACCUUCCAGGGGCUUGGUUUACAACAACAAUUCCGGGAAAACGAGAACAGAAAUUGUACCAAGAUCCAAGAAAAGUCUCUGCUCAACAGGAGCAUCAUUUUUCCGCGUUCGACGUGGUCCCUGCGGAAGCAGAAAUUGUUGGCGCUCCUGUAGUCGAAGAUGCAAAUGGAAGAACAAGCCGAACAGACACUGGAACACCAGCACCAGCAGUACUAGCCGGCCAACAAGUAGAACAUCAUUCCGAGGACAAGAAAAGCGACGUCAAAAAUGCCAGCUCCAGUGAGCAGGGUCCUCUUGUUGAUGUUCUGUCGCAGAAAAUAUUGUUAAAUGAGCCGGCCGCUCUCCGCUCCAUGCUGGAGUACCUCAAUAAGCCGCUAGUUGUGCUGGAUUUGGACGAGGCCUUUUUAUUCCCCAUCCUGGACGAAGCGGAGGAUGAUGGGAUUCAGGAUCAGGGUAUUGCACUUCUAAAUGUGGAAAACGAGAAUCAGGAAGGAAAUGCAAGUUGUACUACAACCAGAGAGAGCAACACCAACAGCCGGCGUGUACCAAGUAGAACAUGUCACCAGGAGCUAAUAUCCCAGUUCAAGCGAAACGUCUUGGCUCUGAAACGCUUUCAAGCAACCGGGGCAGCUGCGACCACGACGGUGCUCCCCGUCAGUGCGGAAAAUCCGUCCGUGGUUGCGAAAAAGUUUGAGGAGGGCUACAAGCGGCUGGCGGGAGUGGAACAGCGAGGAGCCGAUGUGGAACUUCUAGCAAAGAAUUAUCUGGACGACAAAGAGAACGUCGACGAGGACCAAGCUACAUCAGCUCUGGAUGUUGUUGACCACCGCGAGUCGUCCUCCGAUAUUAAAAAUUCUUCGUAUAAUAAUUUUUACGAUCCAAAGACCAGCCCGGGAAUUUACGUGAACGGUGCUUAUGUCCAAGGGUUCGGCGGCAGAGUGAUCAAAGAGUUCGCGUUGCGGGAUAUGAAAGACAUCAAAAGCCGCAGCUCGCCACCGGUGGAGCAAGCACAAGCUUCAUCUUCCAGCCGGGGAGCAGGAGGAGCAGCACCAGCAGCUGCAGGACCUCUCUAUCACGCGACCAGGUGGACGUCCUCGUCGGCCACACUACAACAACCGCCGCCCGGAUUAAUGAUAGCAGGUGCGUGGACAUACGCAGCAGUAGCAGCGAGAAGUAGUAGGUCCACGCAAGAACGGCAUCAACUAGGUUUUGUUGAACAAGGACAAGAGCAACACGCACUACAAGUGGACGGCUUCAGCGUCUUGCUGAGAUUUGCGGAAGAAAAGGUCUUCACUGCAGAAGGAAGAGCGGAAUUCGGGGAAAACAUCAAGCUCCACUUCACAUCCCGAAAGGAAACUUACGCGCUAGCAGCACAAGAAAGCAAGAUGAGGAAGACCAAGAGCGUGGAAGUCGAAAAUAAAAAAUCGAGAUUGUCGAAGAUGAAGAAGAGGACCAACAUGUUCUUGGACGAGGCACCAGGACCAGCAGCAGCAGUAGAUUCGGCCUCUUUGCUGAAGAGGGAACUAGAAGAAUUUGCGAAGAAACUGAGAGAACAAGAGGGCGCUCCUCUGAAGAACAUUAAAGCCAGUGCGACGUCGACGUCGAAAAGCAAAACCGACGAAGCUGCAAAAAGAAAAACUACGUGUACAUAUGACGUUGAUCCAGUCGUUUUCUACGACGCAGAGACUUUGCUUCGGAAGGUAGACAAUAACGAGCUCGCGCCGGCGCUCCGUGCUGACUGGGUUUGGCCGAACAUGCCUGUGCAGCGGGGGCCUACAGUGUCGUCCAUGACAUCAGUACCGCUGGUGGAUGAAGAAGCAGCAGCGGAACUACAAGUACAACACGCGAUGAGGAUGAACGACGUCGAAAGGUGGAAUAUUAAAAUCACGCGAGCCCAGCUUCGCCUGCAGGCGGCACUGACGAGCUAUCUGGAGGAAAAUUAUGCGGGUAGUUUCAAGUACAAUUGGGAGAUCUGUACUAGUGAUACGAGCCAGUCUUGUUACGGUGGUUCGUCCGACUGCACUUCAUCUCGAGGCCCCACCUCCGUCCUCCGGAUGACCUUGCCAAACGUUAGCAAGGCCGCCGCAGUCGAACGGUUCCUGGAGGAUGAUGAGGUGAGAAGGAUGUUGAAUUUGAGGAGCUUCAAGGAUUUGCUUUUCAAGAAAAUGGCGCUGAAUGCUGCGGCCGCGGCGGGGUAUCCUUCAAAAUAUUUAUCUGCAGCGAGUGGUGCAGGAGCUGGUGGUCCCGUACAACUAAGUCUACCUGAUGAACAAGAACCUGCUAGUGCCGUCGUCUUUCCAGGACUUUAUUUGAAGGACAACGCGAAGACGCGACGACUGGCGAAGCACCGUGAGUUAUCAAAUGUAAAAAUGUCUGGGUCUGGAAGAUUGCAGGAGUUUGUCAUGCAUCUUCUGGAUCACGCAACUGGGCUAUACUGCACGCAAAAGCAUUACAGGUCUUGCGCAGGCCUCCUGAUGUCAAUCCCGCAUGGGAAAUUCCCUAUUUGCGUAGCAAGAAAUUAUGGGAGGCUUUUGGUGCUUAUGCAACACAAAUUUUUAACUGUUCCAGAAAUCGCAUGACAAGUUCCAAUUCUUCCAGACCCAGACACUUUUGCAAUCCAUACGAGUUAGAAGAGUUGAAGCAUGACGUGAGAACCAAAGUCGCGGUUUUCGCCGGCAGCACGAGAAGUAGUCCGCUCGUCGCGCCUUCUUCAAGCAGGACUGCAACUCAAGAAAAGGAAACCACGCCGCAUGGAACAGGAGGUCCCAGUCCCACUGCCGCCAGUACUACAACAUCAACAGCAUCACAAGCUGUAUCACCCACAACUUCGACUCAAAACCCAAAAACCCUGUUCGAGAAGCUCCCGAGGAGUAAAGCCCAGGCGGGGAUUCGAAUCGGGCGGAAAAAUGCUUGUCAGGAGCUCUACGGAUACGCUAAUGUGCAGGCGGAAUUGUCUGAGGUGCUGAACGUGAUCCGUGCCGUUUCGAAAUUGCACAGACUGUUGCAUCAAGACGCGGGGGUACUGAGGCUGGAGAAGGAAUUGGAUGAGGUGGACAAAAAAAUCUUGGGCAAGUUUGCGGACCUCCUCGGGAAGUUGAAAAUUAUGACAAGUACUAGCAGCGGAGGUGGUAGUUGUACCAGUAGGUCCACAUCUACCACGUCUACUGCGGACAUCAGCAGCUUCAGCUUCGAGGAUGUACUUUCGUCGGAAAGGAGUGAUGAUUUCGCAGGUAGUUCUUGUUGUUCUGCGGAAGGUUUAUCAGCUCCGUGGAAGGAAGUGGUAGCAAAGGCGGUGGCUGCCCUGCCAGUGGUGCAGCAAAACCGGUUUUUGGGCGAUAUCUAGAAGUGGCGACAUUAGUGUAGUUGCUCGUUAGUUGCAAAAUGAGUAAAAAAAAGUAGCAAGAAGGCCUGAUUUAUUCUUGUCGAGCAGCGCCUCAAGGGUUCAUCUUCAUCUUUGGAUCUUUGUCUUUCUACGAGACUUAGUACUAGAUCGUACCCGGUACUGCAACACCUUUUGAUUCGAAAAUGAGGCCUCAACAUCUCUCUGCAUUUCUAGGGUGUAGUAGAAAUAACAAGCUUUUGCUUGUGCUCUAUGCGCUUGUGCAGUGAAGAAGAAGAUGUAGUUCUAGUUGUAGACCUGUCGCAGCUCCUCUGGUUGUCGACCAUGUCGAGCAACAAGCUUCUACUUCAAGUUGCCCCAAGGACGGACGAGGAGCUCGGGGCAGUAGUGCGUUGAAUCAUAUUGCGCCCGAGUAGAUCAUCGUCCCGGAGGAGCGACAUUUAUUGAUGUUUUGAACCCUUCAUGAUGCUUUGAGUCCUCGUGGUUCUCUCUUUACUUCAUCAAAAGUAUUAGUAAUUAGUGAGCAUCUGGCUCAGCAGCAUGCAGCAUCAUGAAAAAGUACAUACUUACAGCUUGGAAAUGGGAUAGAUUCCGACUGUGCUUGCCCUUGGAAUUAGGCUUCAAAUUAUGACAACACAACAUGGCCGCAGCCGCAGGGUAGGACCACGUUAGUUUGUUGACACGAGUAUGGCACAACGCCGAUGAAAUAACCGCACGGAAUAUCAAUAUGUGUAUUCCUAUUCCAGCUUUUAGUAGUCGAACUCGCAGAGUACACUUUUUCUCUACAAGAACAUAUUCCCAGUUGUACCUCUAACUUUACGCGGCGGUGGCUCUGUCGCAGGGAACAGUAGGUUACGUAUUUUUUGAAACGAAAUUCUAUGUUGCUCAAAAGGAGUGACGCAAAAGAACAACUACAUAUAAAAUUAGAACAUAUAUGCGCCUACAGUUUUGACUUGAUCGUUGGCCAUAUACAUAGAAUACAGCAGGAGGAGUAAACUGCUACACAGAAAGAAACAGAAACACAGUUGCAGGUCGGAUGAAAAUCAUAAUCAACCAAAAAAGAAAUAAGCAAAUAGAAGA
This is a messenger RNA of Amoebophrya sp. A120, 5897 nucleotides long. The record is from the annotation of a GenBank genome assembly. Lineage: Eukaryota; Dinophyceae; Syndiniales; Amoebophryaceae.